CAACACGCAACAUCUGAUGGAGCGCAGCAGCCUCAGCGAACGGCAUGUCAGUUGGCCCUUGGCGCUCUCUUGGAAUCCACGCUGCGGAUUCAGAAUUCCGGAUUCCGGUUUCGGAUUUUGGAGCACUGAAACACAGCACGGCAAUCGACAACGCAUCUCCGGAUUCUCGGGAAAAACGGAAUCCAUUCAUAUUUUUAGUGCUUGCGUGCGGAUUUUCUUUUAUUUUUUUGUUGGUGUCAAAAGUUAAACAAUUUCAUGUGAGAUUGCAAGGACACUCAAGGAAACCGUACAGCGACAGCAACAGCAACAGCAAGGAGCAGGAUAAGCAGCAGUUGCAGUUGCACCAGCAAUAUAUUUUUGUUGCCAGCGCCAAGUUCAAAAUCAACGCCUGACAAUGACAACAGUAACAGCAACAGCAGCAGCAGCAUGGCGCCCUAGCAGCCCAAAAAUAACACCAACAUCGACAGCAACAUUGCCUGCGGCAGCCAUAACAACAACAACAACAACAACAGGAUCAACAAGGACACUGGCAGUAGCAACACCAAAACCAACACCAAUACCAAAAGCAAUAACAAUCAAUGGGCUCGACACGACAUGGCGACGUCAGCUGGCAACACCAACAAUGCAACAACAUCAACAACAACAAUCGCAACAACAACAUCAACAUAAAUUGCUUUGGCAGCUGCAACAACCAUUGCAUUUGCAAUGCCUGAUGACGUCGAUCCGUCUGCCAUCGGACGCAAUCAGCCGGUUCUUUUUGGCUAUUUGCCUGCUGGGCUGCCUCAGCCCCUAUACAGCUGCUUUGGAGGAGGACUGCGUUGACUUUCAGGGCAACAAGGUGAACCAUGGAAUGCUGUAUGUACCAGGGCCCGGUGUCUGCAGCCUGUGCGUUUGCUAUCACUCCGAGCCACUCUGGUGCAAGGCCAUUUACUGUGAUCCGCCCUAUUUUUGCAAAAACUUUCGGGUUGGCGAACGUUGCUGCGAGUUCGAGUGCCUGGAUCCACCCGGCGAGGACAAGCUGUACCAGGAACGAAUGCGAAAACGUGCCGAGAUCUUGGCUGGAAACAGCACCGCCUCGAAUGUACGCCUCGCCCCAAUAGCCAUGUCCACCAUAAUGCUGGGCUUUCUGGGCAACAGCUUCCUGAAUUUAUAACUUGAAGUGAAAUAGCCAGAGCUGGAUGGAGCCAACCGAUCCCUAUAAUUUUGUUACUUGUUGCUGUCUCUCUCUUUCUCUCUAUCUCUAUCUAUCUAUCUAUCUUUAUCUCAGCGAGAUUAUGAAUACAGUGUGCACUAACCAAGUGGCAUAGGUUUUCACGAAAUAUCCCCAGACUUAUAUAGGUACAAUAAUAAUUUCAUUUACCACAAACCCGACAGCCCUCAAAUCAGAAUCGUUGGAUAUAUAUAAAAAUAUAUAUAUAUAGCAGAUAUAUGGCGUAUAUAUACAGAGAAACCAUAGUAAACUCAUCAAGCGAACGGAUAAGACAGUCUCUAGCUCCUAAGACUCUAUAGUAACAAGAUGAAUAUAUAUAAAAAGGGAGAUAUAUAGAGAAGAUAUAUAUAUAAAGAGAAGAUAUAUAU
Molecule: messenger RNA, 1578 nt
Organism: Drosophila kikkawai
Lineage: Eukaryota; Metazoa; Arthropoda; Insecta; Diptera; Drosophilidae
Cellular component (GO): membrane
Source: RefSeq, a predicted model, not a curated record